AGGAUUAGAAUGUUCCACCAGCUGCAUGAACACCUUAAAUAGAUGAACACAUCAGAGCUUCGAGCUGCAGAAGACCCAGCAUUUGACAACCAGGAGCAGAUAUUCACACCCAAACAGCUGCUGUCCUUCCAGACCUGUAGGAAUGGCUGAUGUUUUUAAAGGCCUGAACCUCCUGGAGACCCUCAAAGAGUCUAUAGACAACAAUAAGAUAUCAGAUGUCAAGGAUGCCGUGGAGGAUCUCCUGAUCAGCAGGAUCAAUAUAGCAGUGGUGGGAGAGCGUGGGGAUGAAAAAGCCACUUUUAUAAACUCCCUUCGAGGCCUCGGUCCAGAGGACCAGGGGGCUGCUCAGUCUCCACCAUCUGCUGCUCCAGAGGAAGUGGCAGGAUACCCUAACCCUAAACACAGUGACUUCCGGCUGUGGGACUUGCCCCCAGUCCCUACCACCUCCCCUUUUGAACCAGAGGGAUACAUGGAUAGAUAUAAGUUCCUUCGCUACAAUGCGGUCUUCAUAACGUUCACACAAAGGCCUGAACCCAACAGUAUUUCAGUUUAUCUGGAGGCACGUUCACUGCAGCAAAAAACAGUGUAUUUUAUACUUUUUGUUUCUGCGAAAGACACAGUAAAGAACUUAGAAGAGAAGAGGAAAUCCAGUUUGGAGGUACUGACGUCCAACGGUGUGGCGGUGUCUAAAGUCUACCUGGUCAUGCCGUCUAAUUUGGAGAAACACGAGUUCCCCUUCCUCCUGGAGGACAUGAGCAAAGACCUCCCAGAGAUCCGAGCCCACGCCCUGCUCUUAGCUCUACCCACGCUCACCGUCACCAUCGUCAUGCAGAAAAAGGAGGCGUUCAAAGCCCUGAUCUGGGCCGCCGCCUCGCUCUCUGGUGGUGUAUCUGCUAUACCUGUUCCACUUGUAGCUUCGAUGGUGGAUUCAAGUGUCGCUAUUCGCAUCCUGACCAAAGCCCAGUUAUCGCUGUGUGUGGACGACGAGUCAGUGGAACGACUGGCCAGACAAAGACAGAUGGAUUCUGCCAAACUCAAAGGACUUCGGACGUGUGUCCUGUCGGUAGAGGUCACCAAAGGGGAGGUGAAAAAACGACUUGCUGCGGCGGAAAAGGACUUGUCCACGGUUUCAUCGAGGCUGGUGGGGAUGGCCAUGCCCAGACACGCCCGUACUGCCAGCCGCUCCUUCACGGCCAUGUUACAAGCCUUAAAUGGUGCCAUCGAUGAAAUGGCAGCAGAUUCGGAAAAGAUCGUUUGUGUUGCUCUGGGGGCAGAAAAAUGACACCUACUGUUGUUGUUUUCUUUGUAAGACGUUUCCUGAUCAUUGUGUGCUUCAGCUACAUAAACGCCUGCUCGGAGCUCCUCAUCCAC
This is a messenger RNA of Sphaeramia orbicularis (orbiculate cardinalfish), 1371 nucleotides long. RefSeq names its product immunity-related GTPase family, q2 (gene irgq2). Gene Ontology annotation, molecular function: GTP binding. The transcript is spliced from 2 exons. The record is from RefSeq and is a predicted model, not a curated record. Bases 143 to 1282 code for a protein of 379 amino acids. NCBI's taxonomy places the organism in Eukaryota, Metazoa, Chordata, Actinopteri, Kurtiformes, Apogonidae. Gene Ontology annotation, cellular component: membrane.